AGAAAGAAAAACAACUAAAACGAUGUCGUUUCUCUUCUAUAUUGAGAAUCCUCGCUGCUUCGUCCGUAGUGCUCUCGUCUUCUUUCUCAAUUUUCUUAGGGUUUCUCUGCAAAUUCGCCGAUAAUGGAAGACGUCUUGACGGAGGUUCCGCCACCGUCUCGGUUCUUCCAGGAAGAUCUGAACAACUUCACGCCUCCGUCACCGCCCAUUCCCUCUCCUUUCCUCGUUUUCCCAACCGCCGCCGACCUCGACCUUCCCCUCCGCCCCUCUCUCCUCAUCAUCGCCAUCUCCUCCCCCUCCCUCCACCUCUUCCACACAGCCGCCUCCAAAAUCCUCAUCGGAACCCUAAUCCUCCCGGAAACCUCCUUCGCUGGAAACUCGGUCCAGCCCUCUCUCAAGGACAAGUCCUGCAACCUCUACUCCCUCGACGGCGACCGCCAGACCCUCCUCGUCUCGGUCCAGUGCCCUAUCGCCGCCGAUCGGUGCCACGCCGUCGCCGAGCUGCUGGUUUCUCAGCACAUCGUUCCGGAGAGGGUUCUGAUCCUGGAUUCCGUUCAGAAUCGGAACUUCCGGGGCAAGCUUUCCAGGGACGAGGCGCUGGCGUUCAAGCUCGAAACGACGUCGGAGAGGAAAUCGAAAUCGAAAUCUUUGAAAUUGGAGUAUUUGCCUUCGGCGAGUGUGGUGGAUGGGUUGGGUGCUGCUCUGUUGGCCAAGUGUGAAAUCAACAAGAUCAAGGCGGUGCUUUGUGUCACCUGGCCGGAGUUUGGUGCCGCCGCGCUGGAGCUGAUCAAGUUUAGGGUUUUGCCUGCUCUGGAUUUGGGUCUGAGCUUCAAGUCUGAUGCUGAUGAUUAUGGAAGUUUGGGACAAGAUAAGGAUCCUUUUGAUUCUGAUUUGUAUUCCUGAAAUGUAAAGGCGGGUUCUUUCGGGCUUAUUAUCACUUGAAUGCUUGGAAAUUUUGUGACUUUCUUCGUCUUAAUAGUGAAUUGUGGCUUCAAAUUUGGGUUUAAGUUGCUGUUCUAGUUUGCUGUU
Molecule: messenger RNA, 1029 nt
Organism: Rosa chinensis
Lineage: Eukaryota; Viridiplantae; Streptophyta; Magnoliopsida; Rosales; Rosaceae
Exons: 1
Coding region: 124-903 (259 amino acids)
Source: RefSeq, a predicted model, not a curated record